GUCACAGUCAGUCUGUUUCUUUUACGCCUGCUAUGUUAGGGUACAGUCAGUGGCAAGUGUGGAAGAAGUCACAGUCAAGAGACUCAAGAAGCUUGAGCUGUGGCUAGCGACCCAACGUACAUUAUUUACCACAGUUUUCACUAGCUAGCUAGCCUAGUUAUCUACUUUAACUAGUUAGGUUAACAAUGUCGUUCAUUAUGAUGAAGAAAAAUAAAUUCAAAUUUAAGGUAGAUUUCGAGUUGGACGAACUCUCUUCUGUUCCCUUUGUCAACGGGGUCUUGUUCUGCAAAGUACGGCUCCAAGACGGUGGCUUUACUGAAGAGUCAUCUCGGUAAGAAACUGCCCUUUCUAUUGAAUUUAGCUAGCUUACGUUAACAGUUACGUUAAGCAACUCACGGAGACAGGUGCGACUCGAUCGACGUUAGUUUACUGGCAGUGAGUGGCAUUGAUCAGUUAGCUAACAUUAGCGAGCUAGCUAGUUCCCGCACACUCAAGAAACCAGUGUGAAUAUGAAUGAUGUGAUUGAAUAAUGUGUGUUGCUAACAAUAUCUAAUUUAAUCAGUUAUAGAAUAUGUAGUAUUCACAAUUGUAUGUUGUUUUUACCUCUAUUUCUUAUUUUAGUAUAGUUACCAUGGUAGUUCAUCUGUCAUCUUGUUUUGACUGAUGGUGAUGCUGCUUGUCUGAUUGAUUGUUCUAACUGACACAUCAAAACACCACCUGUCAUGAAGCCAACUGUCAAAUCAAACAUUCCAUGGCUGGACAUGUGAGGCUUGCUUAAUCGAUGAUAUCUGCCAUUGUAUGUACCUUAAAACGUCUGGAAACUGAAGGUCACUAGAUUUCCACUCUGAAAUGCCAAGGAAAUUUGAUUUAUUUAUUACAUUUUAGUAAUUUAGCAGACACUCUUAUCCAGAGCGACUUACAGUUAGUGCAUACAUUUUCAUACUUUCUCCGCAUUGUUCCCCGGUGGGAACCGAACUAACAACCCUGCCGUUGCAAGCGUCAUGCACUACCAACUGAGCCACACAGGACCUAAAGAGAGGUAAUUUAACAGCUCUAAUGGUUCCUUGUGGUAUUUUAGGAGAUGGCUCAUGUUAACCCACUCAACUGCACGAGCAGGACUGUACUUAAAUGAGUCACUCUGGAAAGUUGUGGACACACAUCUGGAGCACAUGCCAGCUCCUAACGUCGACUCGGUUGGCAUUCCCCGAGUGACUUUGCCAUGGCAACCGCCUGCAUUUCUCCAAUGAUGUAAACAUACCAUAGAAAAAAUAAUAAAUAGAAUGGGCGUCCCCAUUCAAGUCAAUGGUGGCAUAAUGGGUGGACUGGCGGCCAUUGCGAGUGUACCUAUUCAUGGGUGACAAUGUCACGAAAAUGAUGUGCGUGCUUCCAUGGGGCAGAAGUAAGCCUGUUGUGAUUCUGGAUGGCCAGAUUGCUAGCAAGAAUGACAAGAAACUGGCAUGUAGGGAACUGCAAGUGGCUCGUUUUCAGCAUGUUUCAUCUUGUUAUUGAUACCAUGUCUUGUUUUGAGGUGUUUUGAAUGAUUUCAUGUCAAUGCUAAUAUGGCUAAAAUUCGUUAGCUAGCUAACCAACAACUGUAACUAUGUAUUUGAGAGACAACAAGUGGUCAUUGUGCACAUUAUUUAUGUUUUCAAUAAACAUUGGAGACGAAAUAUAGCUUACAUGUCAACAAUCUAAACCAACCUCAUCUGUUUUGCCCCAUGGUUGCAACUGUGUCGUUUUUGUUGCUAAACAACCAACCCAUCUAUAGGAGCAAAGCAGGAAGUAAAAGCAAGAAUUGUACCCAUUAAUCUGUGCUGUGAUUUGUUGAAUCAACUUAAAGUGGAACUGACAGCGUUUUAACUACUUUGUAGAUAUGAAACAAACAGACAAUCAUAAAAAAAUAUCAAAUUCCCAGUUUAAGAUACUAAACCAAUUUUAUAAGAGGUUUUAAAAAUAGGUUAUUUUUGACUCAACAUUCCAUGACGUACACUAAGGUAUUGUUGGCAGAAUAGAUGGAUGCAGUUCAAUGCAUGAUUAAUAUAAUUCACCAAUACAUUUCUUGGUAGUCCCAAAAAUAUUGCUAUAAGGUUGUAAAUCACAGCUGGCCUGGUACAUUGUUUGCUGCCUCCAUUCGGGAUGCACUGUUUCAGUUUCAAUUACUUAAUAUUUUGGACAAAAACGGAUGUAACUAAGGCUGGGAAUGUCAAUACAAUCAAACUAACAAGGACAAUGAUCACAAGUCAGUCAUAACGCAAGCUAAAAACACAGAGCCUAACGUUAGCUAGAUAGGUAGCUAGCUACCUGCUAGGAGGAUGUCAUGUCAUGCUUUUGGAGGAGUGGGUGGGUGACUGACUUUUUCCCCUCAUAUCGUUUUUCGGUGGCUAUACAUAGCUAGAGAUGCAAGUGUCAUUUGGUUAGCUAGCAAGAACUUGAACGACUGUUAUCCAGUUAGCAUAUCUCUUGCGUUCGCAAAUUCACUCUGGCUAUCUACUCUGAUUUCAGAGCACUCUCUUCUGAGUGUGCCAGAGUGCAGAUGAAUUUACGAACAUGCAACACCCGCUGAAUAUGACCAUUGUCAGUAAACUAGGGCUGUCCCCGACUAAAUCGAUUGGUCUACAUUUUUUAAGUGUAUUUUUCCAUAUAUUUUAAUAAAAUCAACUAUAUGUAUUGAGCUUGUCUGACCCUUUAAGCUUACUGUUUGCUUAAAUAACUCCUUCAAGACUGUUGGAAAAGCAUUCCCCAUGAAGCUGGUUGAGAGAAUGCCAAGAGUGUGCAAAGCUGUCAUCAAGGCAAAGGGUGGCUAUUUGAAGAAUCUCAAAUAUAAAAUAUAUUUUUGAUUUGUUUAACACUUUUUUGGUUACUACAUGAUUCCAUACAUGUUAUUUCAUAGUUUUGAUGUCUUCACUAUUAUUCUACAAUGUAGAAAAUAGUACAAAUAAAGAAAAAUCCUUGAAUCAGUAGGUGUGUCCAAACUUUUGACUGGUACUGUAUAUCUCUCUAUUAUACUGUAUGUAGUAAUACGUUGGAACAGAUUUCCAAACUUAAAAUCACUUGGAGCUGAUUUGCUGGUGUUUUUACUGUAUAAAUUUUUUUGCUCAGAACUUGGGGGGCCAAAUAAAAUAAUCAGCGGGCUGCCAGUUGGGGAACCCUGGAGUAAGCUACACUAUAUAUAGGAAAGUAUGUGGACAUCCCUUACAAUUAGUGGAUUCGGCUAUUUCAGCCCCACCUGUUGCUUACAGGUGUAUAAAAUCGAGCACACCGCCAUGCAAUCUCCAUAGACAAACAUUGGCAGUAGUAUGGCCUUACUGAAGAGCUCAGUGACUUUCAACGUGGCACCAUCAUAGGAGGCCACCUUUCCAACAAGUCAGUUCGUCAAAUUUCUGCCCUGCUAGAGCUGCCCGGUCACCUGUAAGUGCUGUUAUUGUGAUGUGGAAAUGUCUAGGAGCAACAACGGCUCAGCCGCUAAGUGGUAGGCUACACAAGCUCACAGAACGGGACCGCUGAGUGCUGAAGCGUGUAAAAAAUCGUCUGUCCUCGGUUGCAACACUCACUACCGAGUUCCAAACUGCCUCUGGAAGCAACGUCAGCACAAGAACUGUUCGUCAGGAGCUUCAUGAAAUGGGUUUCCAUGGCCGAGCAGUUGCACAGAAGCCUAAGAUCACCAUCCGCAAUGCCAAGCACCGGCUGGAGUGGUGUAAAGCUCACCACCAUUGGAGCAGUGGAAACGCGCACACGCACACGCACACACACACACACACACACACACACACACACACACAGGCCAUUAGCCUCUUUUGAGUCAUUGAAUGUGUGAUUGAGCUGAAAGAACGGAAGAAGCAGCAUUGUAAGUGAUAUGUGAUUAUUUCAAAUUAUUUUUGCUAGAGUACCUAUCUGCUUUGGUUGACAGCUGAGACCUGCUUUUACCUCUCCUGCUCCCCAGUUGAGAAUUAUCAACUAUAUGUUUGUCACCUGCAUUAAGGCUGAAACACCAUACAUCCCUUGUUCUAAAGAGCCAAUGCAUAGUGUUCUUCAGCACCAUCGUAUUUCAGAAUCUGUCAUUCCCAUACUUAGAGCAUGGGAGAGUUUGUGUUCUUCUACCUUGAGGGCAUUUAUGUUCUUUGACGCAACUGUCACACCCAUUAAUGAGAACAGCACACAGGAUCUUGUCAUUAACUGUGGCGUCUUUAUUGACAUAGAUUUAUCUUAGCCAUGAGUCAGAUCUAGGGAUUAAUGUGUAGUGUAGCUAAACAUUCCAAUCAACUCUGUGUGUAUGUGUGCGUGCGUGUGUGUUAUCAGGAUUGGACUUAAUUCAAACUGAAGGCAGUCAAUUCAGGAAGUAAACUAAAAUUAGAAGCUAUUUAUUUGAAACGUUUUGUCUAUACAUGAUCUGUGUGUUUUCAGUCUUUGGGUUAUAUUGCUAUAAGUUAUGUAUGUGUGUAUUCUCCAGGGAGCAGGUCCAGGCUAACUGUGUGCGCUGGAGGAAGAGGUUCUCCUUCCUGUGUAAGAUGAGUGCCAACGCUCGGACAGGAGUACUGGACCCCUGUGUGUGCCGGGUGUCUGUGCGCAAGGUACAGGACUCACUACAGCAACGCUGUCAAAGCUAUGAAAGCUAUGUCAAGUUUAACUGCCUACAAGAAUAGGUAAACUACUACAUAUAGGUCUAUUACUACUACUGUAGAUUCCAGAACAGUCUACUAAUAGGUCUACCACUACUACUGUAGAUUCUAGAACAGUCUACUACUACUACUACUACUGUAGAUUCUAGAACAGUCUACUAAUAGGUCUACCACUACUACUGUAGAUACUAGAACAGUCUACUAAUAGGUCUACCACUACUACUGUAAAUUCUAGAACAGUCUACUAAUAGGUCUACCACUACUACUGUAGAUUCUAGAACAGUCUACUAAUAGGUCUACCACUACUACUGUAGAUUCUAGAACAGUCUACUAAUAGGUCUACCACUACUACUGUAGAUUAUAGAACUGUCUACUAAUAGGUCUACUAUUACUACUGUAGAUUCUAGAACAGUCUACUAAUAGGUCUACCACUACUACUGUAGAUCCCAGAACAGUCUACUAAUAGGUCUACCACUACUACUGUGGAUUCUAGAACAGUCUACUAAUAGGUCUACCACUACUACUGUAGAUUAUUGAACAGUCUACUAAUAGGUCUACUACUACUACUGUAGAUUCUAGAACAGUCUACUACUACUACUGUAGAUUCUAGAACAGUCUACUAAUAGGUCUACCACUACUACUGUAGAUUCUAGAACAGUCUACUAAUAGGUCUACUACUACUACUGUAGAUUCUAGAACAGUCUACUAAUAGGUCUACUACUACUACUGUAGAUUCUAGAACAGUCUACUAAUAGGUCUACUACUACUACUGUAGAUUCUAGAACAGUCUACUAAUAGGUCUACCACUACUACUGUAGAUUCUAGAACAGUCUACUAAUAGGUCUACCACUACUACUGUAGAUCCCAGAACAGUCUACUAAUAGGUCUACCACUACUACUGUGGAUUCUAGAACAGUCUACUAAUAGGUCUACCACUAUUACUGUAGAUUCUAGAACAGUCUACUAAUAGGUCUACUACUACUACUGUAGAUUCUAGAACAGUCUACUAAUAGGUCUACUACUACUACUACUGUAGAUUCUAGAACAGUCUACUAAUAGGUCUACUACAGGAUAUGUUAAUCACUGACACCUUUACCGCAAGUCGCAAGUGUGUUUUGACAAAAGUGUAGCUGUAGCUUAGUUGUUGUUACACACAAAGAUAGUCAUAUUGGAUUGAUAACUACUUUUCCCUUAUCUGUUAUUAGGAAAUGAAGGGUGGAAAGACCUUUGCAAAGGUAAUAUUUUGCUUUUGAAUUCAUAGUCACUAACCACGUUUCCAUCCACAGUUUUUAUGCAAGUAAAGUCAUACUGUAUAAAAAGAGCUGUGAUGAGAACAACAACUUUCACGCAGUCAGUUUGGUGGAAACACACCACUGGUGAGAAAAUGCACAUAUUUUCUUAAUGCAGAUUUUUGAAUGUUCGCAUGUAAAUCUGUCGCCAAUUGGAUGGAAACCUAGCUAGUGACAAAUCAAAUCAAAUGUUAUUUGUCACAUGGGCCAAAUAUAACAGGUGUAGACCUUACCGUAAAAUGCUUACUUACAAGCCCUUAACCAACAAUGCAGUUCAAGAAAUAGAGUUAAGAAAAUAUUUACUAAAUAAACUAAAGUAAAAAAUAAAAUAAAAAAUAACACUAUAAAAUUACAGAACAAUAACGAGGCUAUAUACAGGGGGUACCGAUACGGAGUCAAUGUGCGCGGGUACAGGUUAGUCGAGGUAAUUUGUACAUGUAGGUAGGGAUAAAGUGACUAUACAUAGAUAAUAAACAGGGUCAAUGUAAAUAGUCCGGUUGGCCAUUUGAUUAAUUGUUCAGCAGUCUUAUGGCUUGGGGAUAGAAGCUGUUAAGGAGCCUUUUGGACCUAGACUUGGCGUUCCGGUACUGCUUGCCGUGCGGUAGCAGAGAGAACAGUCUAUGACUUGGGUGACUGGAGUCUUUGACUAUUUUUUGGGCCUUCCUCUGACACCGCCUAGUAUAUAGGUCCUGGAUGGCAAGAAGCUUGGCCCCAGUGAUGUACUGGGCCGUACGCACUACCCUCUGUAGCACCUUACGGUCGAAUGCCGAGCAGUUGCCAUACCAGGCGGUGAUGCAACCGGUCAGGAUCUGAGGAUCUGGGGACCCAUGCCAAAUCUUUUAAUUCUCCUGAGGGAAGAGGUGUUGUCGUGCCCUCUUCACUACUGCCUUGGUGUGUUUGGCCCAUGAUAGUUUGUUGGUGAUGUGGACACCAUGGAACUUGAAACUCUCGACCCGCUCCACUACAGCCCCGUCGAUGUUAAUGGGGGCCUGUUCGGCCCUCCUUUUCCUGUAGUCCACGAUUAUCUCCUUUGUCUUGCUCACAUUGAGGGAGAGGUUGUUGUCCUGACGCCACACUGCCAGGUCUCUGACCUCCUCCCUAUAGGCUGUCUCAUCGUCGGCGGUGAUCAGGCCUACCACUGAUGUGUCGUCAGCAAACUUAAUGAUGGUGUUGGAGUCGUGCUUGGCCACGCAGUCAUGGGUGAACAGGGAGUACAGGAGGGGACUAAGUACACACCCCUGAGGGGCCAACGUGUUGAGGAUCAGCGUGGCAGAUGUGUUGUUGCCUACCCUUACAACCUGGGGGCGGCCCGUCAGGAAGUCCAGGAUCCAGUUGCAGAGGGAGGUGUUUAGACCCAGGGUCCUUAGCUUAGUGAUGAGCUUUGUGGGCACUAUGGUGUUGAGCACUGAGCUGUAGUCAAUGAACAGCAUUCUCACAUAGGUGUUCCUUUUGUCCAGGUGGGAAAGGGCAGUGAGGACUGCGAUUGAGAUUGCGUCAUCUGUGGAUCUGUUGGGGCGGUAUGCGAAUUGGAGUGGGUCUAGGGUUUCCGGGAUGAUGGUGUUGAUGUGAGCCAUGACCAGCCUUUCAAAGCACUUCAUGGCUACCGAUGUGAGUGCUAUCACUAAAGAAUGAAGUCACUAGUACCGCAUGACUCAUUCUUAAAAGGGAAAUACUUCCUCGUUUUUGCCCAUUACAAUAGCUUCUUAUGUUUGUGAUUGUUAUCAGCAGGCUCUGGGUCUACUGCUACAACAGAGUGCUCUGUAUUAGAACUCUAUGGAACUGAAGCUCUGUUGCCAAGCUGUUUCCAUAAACCUGAACAUAUCUGUUCUCUCCUCUGUAGCUGGGUUUUGCAGACCUGAACCUGUCAGAGUUUGCUGGCUCUGGCAGCACCACGCGGCGAUGUCUACUAGAGGGUUACGACACCAAGAACACCAGACAGGACAACUCCAUACUCAAGGUACAGUUCACGGUUAGACAGGCCUCCAGAACAUUCACGCCAUUCCACAACUCCCUUCAGGAAGCUACAGUAUGGGACAGUCUGUCCUACUACUCUAGAAUGGGUUGCCCUGCCUGUCUACACCGGGACCACUGAUCUGAAAGGACUGGAUAGGUGAACAUCCAAAGAAAUACACUGACUAGCCUAUACACCUUCAGCUAUCCAGCCUGUUACUAAUGAGUGGUCAUGAGGAAAAGGACAGAAAGGGAACCGCGUGAGUGAUAGCCAAGUAUUGGCACACAUUGGGAGAAAGCGAAUGCUCGGUUGUCACCAUAUGUUUACUAGUGUGUAUGUCUAAUCAGUCAGUAACUAGGGAUGUAAUAUCACUCAGGACAGUUCAGGAUGAGGUAUCCUAAUGAUGCAACUGCUCUGACAUGUACAUGAAGACAGGCAGGUCUGAGCCUGUAAUAUAGGAGAAGCACCUGUGACACUGGGAAUGGGUGUUGUACAUUCUUCGGGUAGAAGUUGCACUUAGACACAGGUCUAGGAUCAGCUUACCUACCCUAAAUACUAACCUGAAACGGUAAAGGGGAAAAGGCGAAACUGACCUUAGAUCAGUGUCAAGGGGCGACUUCAUCCUAUCUCAUAGGGCCUGUGGAUGUGUAUGAUCCCUGCUGACAUGGGUUUUUUGUCACCUCUGUCACAGGUUGUCAUCAGCACACAGCUCAUGUCUGGGGACCCCUGCUUUAAAACGUAAGUGCACCUUCUUUCAUGGCCCUUUUCAUUCAAUCCUUUCGGUGGGUUACAUCACAAAAAACUUUUGGAACUCCACUGAUUUUGGAUCAAUGCUACAAAUGCAGGAUUAGCAUUGUAGAAAUGAAUGCAGGUUUGGCUAAUUAAUCAGUAUAGGUAGGUAGGAAACAUUGACGUGAUAGAAAGACAGACUGACAGACAGACAGAAGUCUGCAGCACAGACACAUAGAGGAAACCCCCUACGCAUUAAGCUUCCUGUCUCUGAGUACAUGAAAGAAACUAUUGAGUCACAGAAACACGGGGCUAACUGCCGUCCCGUAAAUCGCUUUGGAUUAAAGCGUCUGCUAAAUGGCAUAGGUCACUCUCUAUUUGGAAAGUCCCAUGUAGAUCUACAAAUGGUCAUACUAUCAUGAUAUAUAUAUUAUUAUUAUAUUAUUAUUUAAAAUGUUAUGGUUAUUUUGUGAAACUUGUGUGCCACAUCAAUUAUUUGAAGUCAAAUAUAGUGGACUCAAUCUAACCAACUUCUGCCAUUGAACAUGAAUAGCGACAGUUCUAUUGUUUAGAUAUGCAGCGGUGGUUAUACGAUAACUUCCCCACAGAUUCUGUCUGGUCUCUGUUGAUAGAAACAACUGAUUUGAGAUCAGCUCAGCCCUGAAUGAAAACAUUCUGAGCUAAACGCCACAGUGGGCCCAGGACCAGUAGUCAAAAAGAGCAUGACGUUCCCACACACUCCUGCCAGUGUUGAGAACAUGUGUGUUUGGAUGGCCACACCUUUACUGUGAACACACACACACACACACACACACACACACACACACAUACACAAAGACUCUGUCUGAAUCACACACUUGCUAUUACACCACACCUUUACUGAACUCACUCCGUUCCUCGAACACGGACAGUCUAUCUAAUGUCUGAAUUACACAGUGGAUGCAAUAUGCUGUAGCCGUUAUAGAAAAUGUAUAGAGCCUUUAUAGAGCUGUUAUAGAGCUGUUAUAAAGCCUUAUAGAGCUGUUAUAGAGCCUUUAUAGAGCUGUUAUAGAGCCUUAUAGAGCCUUUAUAGAGCUGUUAUAGAGCAUUUAUAGAGCCUUUAUAGAGCAUUUAUAGAGCCUUUAUAGAGCCGUUAUAGAGCAUUUAUAGAGCCUUUAUAGAACCUCUAUAGAGCCUUUAUAGAGCCUCUAUAGAGCCUUUAUAGAGCAUUUAUAGAGCCGUUAUAGAGCCUUAUAGAGCUGUUAUAGAGCCUUUAUAUAGCCGUUAUAGAGCAUUUAUAGCUGUUAUAGAGCCUUUAUAGAGCCUUAUAGAGCCUUUAUAGAGCCUUAUAGAGCUGUUAUAGAGCCGUUAUAGAGCAUUUAUAGAGCCUUUAUAGAGCCUUUAUAGAGCUGUUAUAGAGCAUUUAUAGAGCCGUUAUAGAGAUGUUAUAGAGCUGUUAUAGAGCAUUUAUAGAGCAUUUAUAGAGCUUAUAGAACUGUUAUAGAGCAUUUAUAGAGCCGUUAUAGAGCUGUUAUAGAGCAUUUAUAGAGCUGUUAUAGAGCUGUUAUAUAGCCUUAUAGAGCCUUUAUAGAGCUGUUAUAGGGCCUUGUAGAGCAUUUAUAGUCUGUUUGUGGUGGACAAUAAAAACCCUAUGUGUCUGAGAGUGGGGUAACUGAGUGCGCUGAGUCACUGAGGAAGACAAGCCAGAGAAGCAAACAGACAGACUCAGGACAUUGUACUCAGUAGAAUUGAGCCUGGUAUCAUUUUACUAUAGAGGAGGAAGGGGGUGGAAAUGGAUCCUAAUAUACUGCUGGGAUCUAGAUGCCAGUAAAAAGGAUUCAGAAUCAGUCCCCACCUACACAGUGAAUGUUGAGUUGGUUAGUGUGGGAGGGUUGCCUUGGCUGAGACCUCUGAUAACACAGUGGACUGGAGAGAUUCCAGGAGAACACUUUCAUGCAAUCAUAAAGUGCCAGAGUGUCUCUGAGUACUCCUGUGUGUGUGUGUGUGUGUGUGUGUGUGUGUGUGUGUGUGUGUGUGUGUGUGUGUGUGUGUGUGUGUGUGUGUGUGUGUGUGUGUGUGUGUGUGUGUGUGUGUGUAUUGUCUGAUGUGUGUGUCUUUUACUGAGCUGUCCUACAGAAUGUGACUCACACACAGCGUGUGCGUUGGACGUAUUGUCAGAGCUCUGUGGAAAGAAAGCCCAGGCUUUAUCGUGAGACCAGAAGCCACUCCAAAACUACUGAUGUCACACCCAGAGCUCCUCACAUUCAACACAUAAUGUCACUCUCGCUUUCUCUCCUACUGUAGCUCUCUUUAACUUUCUCUCUCCCCCCUCUCUGUAUCUCUCUCUUUAACUUUCUCUCUCCCCCUCUCUGUAUCUCUCUCUUUAACUUUCUCUCUCCCCCUCUCUGUAUCUCUCUCUUUAACUUUCUCUCUCCCCCCUCUCUGUAUCUCCUCUCUUUAACUUCUCCUCUCUCUCUCUCUCUCCCCCCUCUCUUUUCUCUUUAACUUUCUCUCUCCCCCCUCUCUUCCUUCUUUAACUUUCUCCCCCCUCUCUGUAUCUCUCUCUUAACUUUCUCUCUCCCCCCUCUCUGUAUCUCUGUCGUUAACUUUCUCUCUCCCCCCUCUCUGUAUCUCUCUCUUUAACUUUCUCUCUCCCCCCUCUCUGUAUCUCUCUCUUUAACUUUCUCUCUCCCCCCUCUCUGUAUCUCUCUCUUUAACUUUCUCUCUCCCCCCUUGCCCUAACUCUCCCCCCUCUCUGUAUCUAUCUCUUUACUUUCUCUCUCCCCCCUCUCUGUAUCUCUCUCUUUAACUUUCUCUCCCCCCCUUAUCUCUCUCUGUAACUUUCUCUCUCCCUCUCUGUCGUUAACUUUCUCUCUCCCCCUCUCAUCUCUCUCUUUAACUCUCCUCUCCCCCCUCUCUGUAUCUCUGUCGUUAACUUUCUCUCUCCCCCCUCUUGUAUCUCUCUCUUUAACUUUCUCUCUCCCCCUCUCUGUAUCUCUCUCUUAACUUUCUCUCUCUCCUCCUUAUCUCUCUCUACUUCUCUCUCUCUCUGUAUCUCUCGUUAACUUCUCUCUCCCCCCUCUCUGUAUAUCUCUCUUUAAUUUCUCUCUCCUCUCCUCCCUUUCCUCUCCCCCUCUCUGUAUCUCUCUCUUUAACUUUCUCUCUCCCCCCCUCUCUGUAUCUCUCUCUUUAACUUUCUCUCUCCCCCUCUCUGUAUCUCUCUCUUUAACUUUCUCUCUCCCCCCUCUCUGUAUCUCUCUCUUUAACUUUCUCUCUCUCCCCCCUCUCUGUAUCUCUGUCGUUAACUUUCUCUCUCCCCCCCUCUGUAUCUCUCUUAACUUUCUAUUCCCACCUCGCUAUAUCUCUCUCAACUUCUUCUCUGUCCCCCUCUCGUAUCUCUCUCUUUAACUUUCUCUGUCUCUGUAUCUCUCCUCUUACCCCUCUCUUCGUAUCUUCUCUUUAAACUUUUCUUCUCCUCCCCUCUCAUCUUAUUCUCUUCUUAACUUUCUCUCUCCUCUUAGUAUCUCCCUCUCUUUACUUCUCUCCUCCUCUCUGUAUUCUCCUUUAACUUUCUCUCCCCCCUCUCUGUAUCUCUGUCUUAACUUUCUCCUCCCCCCCUCCUUCUGUAUACUUCCUCUUUAACUUAUCUCUCCCCCCGCUCUGUAUCUGUCUUAACUUUCUCUCUCACCCCUCUCUGAUAUCUCUCUCUUUAAACUUUCUCUCUCCCCCACUCUCUGUAUCUCUCUCUUAACUUUCCUCUCCCCCCUCUCUGUAUCUCUGCUAACUUACUCUAACUUUUCCCCUCUUCUCUCCCCCCUCUCUGUUUUAUCUCGUUCUUCUUAACUUCUCUCUCCCCCCCUCUCCUGUGUAUCUCUCUCUUAACUUUUCUAACCGGGGUUUGGGGGGGGUUUUUUUUUUUUUGGGGGGGGGGGGGGGGGGGGCCCAAACGGGUUUUCCCCGAGGGGGGAGGGGGUGGAAAAGGGGGGGAGGGGGAAAAAAAAAGGGGCGGAAAAAAAAGGGGGGGGGGGGAAAAGGCCCCCCAGAGCCCCGGGGGGGGAAAAAAAAAAAAAAACGAAAAAAAACGGGGGGGGGAAAAAACCCCCCCCCCCCCAAAAAAAAAGAAACCAAAAGGGGGGGGGGCCAAAAAAAAAAAGGGGGGGGAAAAAAAAAAAGGGGGCCCAAAAAAACCCCCCGGGGGGGGGGGGGAAAAAACCCCCGGGGGGGCCCCCCCCCCCCCCGGGGGGCCAAAAACCCCCAAAGGGGGGGGGGGGGGUUCCCCCUUUUGGGGGGUUUUUUUUCCCCCCCGGGCGCUUAAAGGCCUUUCCCGGGUUCUUUUCCCCCCGGACUUUUACUUUUUUUUCCCCCCCGGGUUUUUUUUUUCGAUUUUCCCUUGGGGGGGGAGGGGUUGGGUUUCAAAAAUUUAACCCAGAAUUUUUUUUCCCAGAAAGGGGGUUUGUUUUUUUAGGGUUCUUUUUUUCCCCCCCCCUUAGAAGUUUUAGGGGCAAAGAAACCCCCGACUUGGCCUUAACUUAACCCUUUUUUUUGGUUUUUUUAACCCCGACGAAAGGUCUUUUAAAAUUUUUUAACGGUUUAAGCUUUAAAAUUUUGGCUUUUCUAUGUUAUGGGGAUUCAAACUACCCCUAACGGGUUUUUCCCAAACUUUCUCUAUCCCCCCCUUUAAAAGGGGUUUUUUAACCCCUUUUCCCCUUUUUUUAUCGGCUUUUGGGGUUUUUUCUCCCCAUCGUUUCUUUUUUGCCUUCCCCCCCAUCAUAUCUCUCUUUAUAAACUCCUUUUCCCCCUUUUCUCUUUUAAAUUUUCCCCUCUUCUUGUAUUUUAACUUUCCCCCUUCUGUAUCUUUAAAUUUUCCCUAAUUUUACUCCCCUUUUAUUUUAUUUUUUCUUCCCCCCCUCUUUACCUUUUUUAAAUUUUUUCCCCCCUCUAUUUGGGGAAAUUUCUGGACCCUUUGGGGCCGGGGGGGGGGGGAGGGGCCCUUUUUUUUCCCCCCCGGAUCUUCUUUAAUUUCUUAAACCCCCCCCUGUUUUUUAAAAAUUCCCCCUCGUUUUUAAAAAUUUGUUCCGACCCCCCGAUAUGGUUUUAACCCCUUUCUUCCCCCUUUUUCUCUCUCCUUACUCUCCUCUAACUUCCGUUUUUUAAAUUCUUCCCCCCCCCUUUAUUCUCUUUUAAAUUUCCUCCCCCCAAUUUUUCUUUGUAACUUUCUCCCCCCUCUGUAUUCUUUGGGCUUUUCCCCCCCCUCGGGAUUCUUUUAAUUUUCCCCCCCUCCCUUUUCUCUUUAAAUUAUCUUCCCCCAUUCUCUUCCCCUUUUUGCCCCCUUACUUUUUAUUUUCUUUUCUAAUCCCCUUCUUUCCCCCCCCUCUUUAAAUUUUCCUUAAUUUUCUCUCUCCCCUUUAUUUUAUCUUUUAAAAUUUUUCACCCUCUUAUUUUCCCCUUUUAACAUUUUAAACCCUUUGUUUCUCUCUGAAUUUUAAUCUCUUAUUUUCCCCCUUUUACCUCUUAAGGGGGCCCCCCCCCCCCCCCUUUUUAAAAACCCCCCGGGGGGCGGGGGGGGGGGGGGGGGGGGGGGGGGGGGGGGGGGGGGGGGGGGGGGGGAAAAAGGGGGAAAAAGGGGGGCCCCCGGGGGAAAAAAAAAAAGGGGGGGGGCGGGGGAAAGGGGGGAAAGAGGGGGGUCAAAGAUAAGGGUCUAUUUAACAUCGUCCUUGUUUUUUACUUUUUCUUGUUCCUUUUAAAAUCUCGGUUUCCUUUUAAGAAAUUUCUUUGUUCCCCUGUAAAAUGGGCCCUUUUCCGUUUUUCCCCCUUUUUCCUUUUUAAUUUUUCUUUUUUCGUCUUCGUUCAAUUCCCCUUUCGUUUUUUUAAAAUUUCUUUUUGGGGCUUGUUAUCCUUUUUCUUUCUUGUUCCCCUCUCUUUAACUUUCUCUCCCCCUCCCCUCCUGUUCUCUCUUUUUUAAAAAUCUCUCUUUCUUUCCCCCCUCUGUUCUUCUCUUCUUUUCCCUUUUCCCCUUAUUUUCUCCCCCUGUUUUUUACUUUCCUCUCCCCCUUUUCUUUCCCCUUUUCGUAACCCCCCCUUCUCCUCCAUUCCUUCCCUUCCUUCUCCCCCCUCUUUUUACUUCUAAUUUUUGUCCACCCCUCCCCUCUUUCCCCCCUUCCCCGAAAAUGAGACUUUUUCCCUUUUAAAUAACUUUUUGUUGUAAAGUGGCUGGGUUUCUUUUGGGGAACUGUUUUCUGUUUUCUGUGUUCCUUUUAAAAUUCGUUUCUUUUUAAAAGUUUUCCCCCGGAAUUUUUUUCCUUUGUAAAAGUGAACUUUUCCGUUGUAAAAUAAACUUUUCCUGUUUUUUAAACUUUUCCUUUUUUUUCUGGGUUUUUCCUUUUAAAAUGGGCAUUUUUCCUUUAAAAUGGCCCGUUCUUUGGGAAAGAUGAGAGACAGGUGGUUUCCUGUGUUUAAAGAGUGAGAGACAUGUGGUCCUGUGUUGUAAAAAGGGGAAUGGUUUUGUGUUGAAAAUAAAGUGAAUAGGAGUGCUGUGUUUAACCUUUACUCUUCGUUAUUAUUAACUUUCUUCUCCCCCCUUCUGUAUCUUUCUUUAACUUUCUCUCUCCUCCCUCUCUGUAUCCUGUCUUUUAACUUUCUCUCUCCCCCCUCUUGUAUCUAUUCUGUAACUUUCUCUCUCCCCCCUCUCGUAUCUUCUCUUUAACUUUCUCUCUCCCCCUCUCUGUAUCUUCUCUCUUUAACUUUCUCUCUCCCCCUCUCUGACCUCCUUUACUUCUUCUCCCCUUCGUAUCUCUCUUUAACUUUCUCUCUCCCCCUCUUGUAUCUCUCCUUUAACUUUCUCUCUCCCCCUCUCUGUAUCUCUGUCGUUAACUUUCUCUCUCCCCCCUCUCUGUAUCUCUCUCUUAACUUUCUCUCUCCCCCCUCUCUGUAUCUCUCUCUUUAAACUUCUCUCUCUCCCUCUCUGUAUCUCUCUGUUUUAACUUUCUCUCCCCCCUCUCUGUAUAUCUCUCUUAACUUCUUCUCUCCCCCCUCUCUGUAUCUCUCUCUUUAACUUCUCUCUCCCCCCAUCUCUGUAUCUCUCUAUUUAAACUUCUCUCUCCCCCCUUCUCGGUAUCGCUCUCUUAACUUGCUCUCUCCCCCCUCUCUGUAUCUCUGUCGUUAACUUUCUCUCUCCCCCUCUCUGUAUCUCUCUCUUUAAUUUUCUCUCUCCCCCCUCUCUGUAUCUCUCUCUUUAACUUUCUCUCUCCCAUUGUCUCUCUCUCUCCUUCUCCCUGUAUCUCAUUUUGCCUCAUCUACAUCAUUUUAGUCCACCCCCUCUCCCCUCAUGAGUUAGCCCCGUUCAUCAGAAAAAGAAAAGAACUGAGAGACAUGGUGGUUUCCUGUGUUGUAGAAGAAGUGAGAGACGUGGUGGUUUCCUGUGUUGUAAAAGAAGUGUGAGACAUGGUGGUUUCCUGUGUUGUAAAAGAAGUGAGAGACGUGGUGGUUUCCUGUGUUGUAAAAGAAGUGUGAGACAUGGUGGUUUCCUGUGUUGUAAAAUAAGUGAGAGACGUGGUGGUUUCCUGUGUUGUAAAAGAAGUGAGAGACAUGGUGGUUUCCUGUGUUGUAAAAUAAGUGAGAGACGUGGUGGUUUCCUGUGUUGUAAAAGAAGUGAGAGACAUGGUGGUUUCCUGUGUUGUAAAAUAAGUGAGAAACAUGGUGGUUUCCUGUGUUGUAAAAGAAGUGAGAGACGUGGUGGUUUCCUGUGUUGUAAAAUAAGUGAGAGACAUGGUGGUUUCCUGUGUUGUAAAAGAAGUGAGAGACGUGGUGGUUUCCUGUGUUGUAAAAGAAGUGAGAGACGUGGUGGUUUCCUGUGUUGUAAAAGAAGUGAGAGACGUGGUGGUUUCCUGUGUUGUAAAAUAAGUGAGAUACGUGGUGGUUUCCUGUGUUGUAGAAUAAGUGAGACAUCCUAGGAUCCUGUGUUGUAAAAGAAGUGAGAGACAUGGUGGUUUCCUGUGUUGUAAAAGAAGUGAGAUACAUGGUGGUUUCCUGUGUUGUAGAAGAAGUGAGAGACAUGGUGGUUUCCUGUGUUGUAAAAGUGGGGUUAUUAAAGAUGAAAGCAGAAGCUCAGCUAACCAGAAGUACAGCUCAUGAAAACCUUUUAGGAUUUUAUUACAGAUCAGUACUUCUCAUAGGGUAUGAUUAAUGUCCACUAGUGUAGAACUUUGCAGUCAUUGAUAAGGUUGUUAAUAGGAAGGGAUGGGCCAUGUUAUGCCAUAAAGGUUGUAUGUAUGAUGGUUGUAUAAGAUAUAUUGAUGCAAUUUAGCCACUGACUUUAAAAUGACCGUAUGAACAAACGAAUGGAAAGACUAAAACCAACGAACAACCGUACAUGGUAGGGAAUUGGUUUGGAACUGGUGUGGUGGGGUGUUGGGUUUGGGUUGUAAAGUGGGCCAGGGUCACUGAAAGCAGGUGAUGUGACUGUCAAUGUCCCUGUGUCCCAUUUAGGCCACCGUCCACAGCCAUGAAACUGGGCAUCCAGCAGGCAGAGGCAGAGUGUCUCUACGAAGACAGAAAGGGAGGGGACACACCCACACCCUGCCUCCCCGUACCAGGUACACACACACACACCCUGCCUCCCCGUACCAGGUACACACACACACACACACACACACACCCACACCCUGCCUCCCCGUACCAGGUACACACACACACACACACACACACCCUGCCUCCCCGUACCAGGUACACACACACACCCUGCCUCUCCGUACCAGGUACACACACACACACACACACACACACACAAACACACCCUGCCUCCCCAUACCAGGUACACACACACACACACACACACACACACACCCUGUCUCCCCGUACCAGGUACACACACACACACACACCCUGCCUCCCCGUACCAGGUACACACAAACACACACACACACACCCUGCCUCCCCGUACCAGGUACACACACACACACACCCUGUCUCCCCGUACCAGGUACACACACACACACACACACACACACACACACACACCCUGCCUCCCGUACCAGGUACACACACACACACACACACCCUGCCUCCCCGUACCAGGUACACACACACACACACACACACACACACCCUGCCUCCCCGUACCAGGUACACACACACACACACACACCCUGCCUCCCCGUACCAGGUACACACACACACACCCUGUCUCCCCAUACCAGGUACACACACACACACACACACACACACACACACACACCCUGCCACCCCAUACCAGGUACACACACACACACACACAUACCCUGCCUCCCCGUACCAGGUACACACACACACACAUCCCGCCAGCUCUGGACACUUUUGAUUUGAUUUACGGCAGUAUGGCAGGAUUGAACCCGGUUAAUCAGUAAUCAUUAGUGCUAAUGUUGUGCUGAUGUUGUGUUGAUGUUGUCCUAACGUUGUGCUGCUCAGAGCCCCCAGGGAAGUGUGCGUCUGUUCCUGAUGAGCCGAGAGCCUGUGGCCACUCUAGAACAUCCAGCUACGCCAGCCAACAGUCCAAAGUCUCAGGUAUCUACACACACCUCGUCUGAACCAGAUGUUCAUUAGAAAAGGCUAUGACCUAUUAUUAAUUAAAUAAGAUAUGAAUAGUAUGUAUGAAUGUCUGAAAAGCCAUACCUUGCCCUCAGAGUUAUCUUUGUGGUUGUGAAAUCUGUUCCCAUUAAGUGUCUGUCUCUGUUGUGUGGAGCGUAAUAUUGCCUACUCAUUCCCCAUAGGCUAUAGCUCAGGUCACUCACGCUCCUCCAGCCUGUCAGAGCUCACACACAAGAGGAACCCCUCACCGGGCUCCGCCUCCACGGGCAUCAGCAGCAUUCCUGAACCCAGCGUGGACCGAGGGGCUGAGAGGGGUGAGAGGGAGGCCCACUCCACACCUCCUGUCUCUGUCACCUGUCCCUGCUCACCCGUGCCUGAACACCUCCCCACCUCCUCGGAGAGACUCAGCAGGUAAUAUCUUUACACUCACUGAUAUCUGACCUUUCAACGGAGGAUCAUGAUGUAAUCAUCAGAAGAGGAUAAUAGUCUGUUAUGGUGCUGCUGGCAAUGCUCCAGCUCAUCCACACCUGCUUUCUUUCUCACGUGCGUGCGUGCGUGCGUGCAUGUGUGUAUGCGUGCGUGCGUGUAUGUUGUGUGUGCAUACGUGGUGUGUGUGUGUGUGUGUGUGUGUGUGUGUGUGUGUGUUUGUGUGUGUGUCUCUCAGGCAUCCAGUGAAGCAGAGCUCGGUGGAGUGUCAACUGAAGAGAGUAGACGCCACGCGUGUAGACGCUGACGACAUCGUGGAGAAGAUCCUCCAGAGCCAAGACUUCAGCCACGGCCUGCUGGACUCCAGCGCUGAGGGUAUGCUCACCAUGCUAUGGUCACUUGCUUCCCCUUUACCUUGUUUUGGUUUUAGCUAGUGAAAUAUAAACAGAAUAUGGACUUUUUUAUUAGCUAUUUCAGUUGACACAUUUCUAGUUCUUUAAAAGCCCCUCAACUCCCUGUCUCUCUCACAGUAAAGCCCCUCCACUCCCUGUCUCUCUCACAGUAAAGCCCCUCCACUCCCUGUCUCUCUCACAGUAAAGCCCCUCCACUCCCUGUCUCUCUCACAGUAAAGCCCCUCCACUCCUUUUCCCUCUCACAGUAAAGCCCCUCUAGUCCCUGUCUCUCUCACAGUAAAGCCCCUCCACUCCCUGUCUCUCUCACAGUAAAGCCCCUCCACUCCCUGUCUCUCUCACAGUAAAGCCCCUCCACUCCCUGUCUCUCUCACAGUAAAGCCCCUCCACUCCUUUUCCCUCUCACAGUAAAGCCCCUCUACUCCCUGUAUCUCUCACAGUAAAGAAUGCUCGUCAAUAGCCACUUAUUUUUAGAUCGCUUAGCAAACAACCAUGAGCCAUUUUAGCAGCGCGGCAACCUUGCGUUGAUUGACAGUAUCUUGUUUGUGUGUGUUACAGAGGAGGGGCUCAGGCUGUUUGUUGGUCCUGGUGGAAGCACGGCGCUGGGAAGCCAACACACCAGGUGGGUGACAUUAUUACCUAAUGCAUCAGAAAGUGCGUGACACCAUAGAGAUCGAAUGACUAUAAGGGACACACAACAGCAGGCACUCCUAGCAACAAUCACUGUCACUGAAUCACUGAUAACAGAUAACCUACGAGAUUUUCAUUUAAAGGGAUAGUGCAUAAAACAUGUAUCCAUUAAGUAGAUAAAGGGCUUAAUUGUCAAAAUCUUGCACUAUCCCUUUAAUGCACAAGGGCCAAUCGUUACAAUAGGUGAUUCAUAGAAUGUGAUUGUUUGUUGUGAAGAGUUUUUCGGUAACACCCUUUCACUUGUUUGGUGUGAUUUUUGGCUGGUUAGAUAAUAACACGUGUGUGGCGUUCUCUUUCAGGGUUGGGGCUGGGCCCUACGAGCAGGUGGUGAUCAAACGCUAGCCCCCGGGGAGCGGAUGUGUGUCUGAGAAGGUGCCACAACACCACAGGGUCUGACAGAGGGGGACAGAGAGGGGGACAGAGGGCAAUAGCGGUCUCACCUCUAUGCAGGACAAACAUUCGUUCCAAUGGGAGUCCAGGUCAGAUGUGCGGAACCUGUGUAAGCCUGCUGCCCCCCUAGGAUUGAAGCCAGGAGGUGACCUGAAGUUCAUGAUGACAACUUGUUCAAUAACUAUGAGAUGAAAGAGGAGGAUAUAUUGAGACAUAUAUACAGUGCAUUGGAAAAGUAUUCAG
Molecule: messenger RNA, 20284 nt
Organism: Coregonus sp. 'balchen'
Lineage: Eukaryota; Metazoa; Chordata; Actinopteri; Salmoniformes; Salmonidae
Source: the annotation of a GenBank genome assembly